AUGAAAGGUCUAUUCCAGCUUGCAAUUUUCCUUGCCCUGGCAUGUGUGUGCUUAGCUGAAGACAAAGAUCUAUUGAAAAAACUACCGCAACGAAAUGUCGUGAAGAAGUAUCUAUCGAAGAGUGGAUUUGGCCUCAAUUCUCAUACUCCACUGCAGAAAUCAUCUGCAAAAAAUCUACUGAAACACAAAGACGAGAAGCAUUCAGAUGAUGAAAUACCGACUCUGUGGCAAAACUUGUACAGCAAGCAGCACAAGUACAAACCAUUGAAGAGAAAUCCACUACGCAAAGAUUCAAAGCAUUCUGCAAAAGAUUUAAAAAAACCUGAGAGGUCUCAGCACACUCACUCAAGGCCUUCGGAAGCUCCAAAAAAUAACAAAUUUAAAAACCUUUUAUCAAAGUUGACAGACAAAAAGACACCACCACCUCAGUUACCAAAACGACGACCACAAAUAACGCCCAAAAGGGAGCGAGCAAAAGCACCAACUCCCAAACACAGUGAAGAUGCCUUCGAUGAAUACCAAGACAGGAAUAAUGUUCUUAUCUCAGUCCCUCUGGAAAUUUUGAAACAAUUAGGACGUCGACAUUCUUACGAACCAACAGAGAAAACCGAAAGACGUCACAAGCCGGAGAGACCACCAAAGACAAUCAACCCUCCAAGAAAGGUAACCUUUGAUCACGGUAGAGAUGUGGACACAGAAGGGAGAGUCAAUGCCAAUUUUGAAGACAAAGGAGUGAAAUUUGCGGCCGGAUCUUAUCAAGACAAAGUGUACAGUCAAUGGUACGUGGUGACGAAUGAUGGCCUAGAGUAUGAUGGAGAUACAGAUGAACUCAAUACUAUAUUUGAGCUAGCCAACAAACAAAAUCUUCCAUCCACUUCAGACGUGAUUCCAGACAGUAUGUUGAAUGCGCUUAACACAAUGGGUACUAUACAACACGAGCAAAGUUCUGUACCCCCAGACUCAAGAAAAUUAAUCAGCAAAACUGAUCAAUAUCCCUACUCUGUGAUUGGUCGACUUGAUGCAGGCUGUACAGGCACACUAAUAGGUCCUAACCACGUACUAACAGCUGGACAUUGUGUUUAUGAAUUCGAAAAGAAAAUGUGGUUUAAAAAUCUCGAUUUUCAUCGAGGCAAAAGUUGCGAUCCUAACACGGGUGAACUGUACAGCUGGAAGUUAGCUAUUACAGUAAAGGGGUGGAAGGAUUACGGCUACCCAUCGUACGAUUAUGCAAUCAUUGUUGUUUCUAAAACUUCCCCGCAAUGGAUGACGUUUGGAUGGAGCAAUUCUCUGCACAAGGCUAACACACAGGUAGUUGGUUACCCUAGUGACAAGGAGGACAGGUGUAUGUGGGAGAGCAGCUGCACUAUUGGGCAGGAGUGGAACGAUUUGCUGGGCUACAAGUGCGAUACAGCGAGUGGAAUGAGUGGGGGCCCCGUCUAUAGGCACAAAGAAGGCAACAAGAAAAGUGUGGUGUACUGUAUACAUGCUUUCGGAGCUGACGACUACAACGCUUGUGCUCAGAUCACCAAGCCACGCUUCACACAGUUUGUUAACUGGAUCAGCCAUUACAACUAGCCUAUAGCCCGUACACUGUACAUCAGUAGCUACAAACACUACACAUGUGACUCUAUUAUAGUUGAAAGCAAAUUAGAAGAAACAUCAAUAAGUCAUUGAAUAUACAUAUAUAGCAUUUGCUGUUUUUUCACAGAAAGGAAACUAAAGCACUAUACCUCAAUAGAGAUAAGAUACA
Halichondria panicea is the source of this 1750-nucleotide messenger RNA. RefSeq lists its product as uncharacterized. Gene Ontology annotation, biological process: proteolysis. The transcript has 2 exons. The coding region runs from base 1 to 1575 and encodes 524 amino acids. The record is from RefSeq and is a predicted model, not a curated record. NCBI's taxonomy places the organism in Eukaryota, Metazoa, Porifera, Demospongiae, Suberitida, Halichondriidae. Gene Ontology annotation, molecular function: serine-type endopeptidase activity.